This is a messenger RNA of Dendroctonus ponderosae (mountain pine beetle), 2305 nucleotides long. RefSeq names its product ATP-binding cassette sub-family B member 6. Bases 208 to 2175 code for a protein of 655 amino acids. Gene Ontology annotation, molecular function: heme binding; ABC-type heme transporter activity; ATP binding. Gene Ontology annotation, biological process: heme transport; transmembrane transport. Gene Ontology annotation, cellular component: membrane. NCBI's taxonomy places the organism in Eukaryota, Metazoa, Arthropoda, Insecta, Coleoptera, Curculionidae. The record is from RefSeq and is a predicted model, not a curated record. The transcript has 12 exons.
GUCAUUUUAUUUGCCUAAGAUUARGGAAACAAUGACAAGUUAAAUAUACCGGGUAAUUCUUAAAAAUCAAAAACAAUCUUUGUUUUAAUAUCAACAUCAAGUUUAUMUGUGUAACUUARAGUUAACUUUCCUUAUGAAUGUCGCUAUUCAGUCAAGUACUGUUAUUCUACUAUCAAACUGGUGAGAGUGAARAUUUUAAUUAACUUUAUGAUGCGUGCCGGGGGUGAAGGUGGUCCACGAACCAGAAGAAAUGUUGACUUGUUUGGAGMUGGAAAUAAGAAAGGGCAACGUGAACAGGCCACAGAUCCCAAUGCUCCAAAAAARGACCGAAUAGAAUUUGAUAACAUUAAUAUCAAGCUCAAGUUCAAGGAAAAAGAAGAAGUGAAGUCAACAUGGACAGGACUUUUUAAGAAGCUGAAAAUUUUAGCUCCAUUUUUAUGGCCGAAGAAUUCAGCAAUACUGCAAGCAAGAGUCCUAGUCUGCUUUAUACUUCUCGGCUUAGGCCGAGCUGUUAAUUUGUAUAUUCCAAUCUACAAUAAGAAAAUUGGUGAGAAAACUGAAAAUUCUACCAAAAACGCAAGUUACAUGUUUCCUAUGGUAUUUCAUCAUGUACAACUAUUCAGGCAUUUGCAUAGUCUAUCGUUACGAUGGCAUCUAAACCGUAAAACUGGAGAAGUGCUGAGAAUAAUGGACAGAGGAACUGAGAGUAUCAACAGCUUGCUACAGUUGAUAUUAUUUUCACUUGUGCCAACAAUUAUUGAUUUGCUGAUAGCAAUCAUAUAUUUUUUCACUGUGUUCGAUUAUAAGUUUGGAAUAAUCGUCAGCGUCACAAUGAUUCUCUAUACGAUUUUUACAAUAUCUAUUAACGAAUGGAGAUCAAAGUUCAGAAGACGUAUGAAUUUGGCCGACAAUGAGACUCGUGCAAGAAGUGUAGAUUCACUGCUCAAUUUUGAAACUGUUAAAUAUUACGGUGCUGAAGAAUACGAGGUUGAUGCCUACAAAACAGCGAUUUUGAAAUAUCAGGUUGAGGAAUGGAAAACCACAAUUACGAUGAACAUGAUGAGUUCAGCUCAGAAUUUGAUUGCAAAUUCGGGACUUCUGGCUGGAAGUUUACUUUGUGCUUAUUAUGUGGUGAACACAAACGAAUACAAUGUUGGUGACUAUGUCUUGUUUGCUACUUACAUAGUUCAAUUAUAUGGUCCGUUGAAUAUGUUUGGAAUGCAAUAUAGGCAAAUCCAAAAUAACUUUGUCGAUAUGGAAAAUAUGUUCGACUUGCUACGUCAAGAGCAGGAAGUGGUUGAUGCAAAAGAUGCCCAAAAACUUCUCCCUAAAGGAGGUGGGAUUGAAUUCAACAAUGUUAACUUUAACUACACACCCGAAAAAACUAUACUCAAAAACGUCAGUUUUUCUGUGCCUCCCGGUAAAACAGUCGCAUUGGUUGGACCAUCUGGGAGUGGAAAAAGUACCAUAAUAAAGUUGCUAUUCAGAUUUUACGACGUUGAUUCAGGAUCAAUUGUUAUUGAUGGCUAUAAUAUAAAGAACCAAGUGACCCAAGAAUCACUACGGGCUAUUAUAGGAGUGGUUCCACAAGACACAGUUUUAUUUAACCAAACAAUUAAAUAUAACAUUCAAUAUGGCAGAAUUACAGCCGAAGAUGCGGAAAUUAUUGAAGCUGCAAAAGGUGCCGAUAUACACGACCGAAUUGUAACAUUCCCUCAGGCAUAUGAUACUGUGGUAGGUGAAAGGGGUUUAAGACUGAGCGGUGGAGAAAAACAGAGAGUUGCAAUUGCGCGAACUCUUCUAAAAGCACCGACUGUAAUACUCCUGGAUGAGGCAACUAGUGCUUUAGAUACCCACACAGAGAGGAAUAUUCAAGAGUCAUUAAAUAAAAUGUGCGUUAAUAGAACCAGUGUAGUAGUAGCACAUCGACUAUCUACGAUAAUCGGAGCCGAUGAGAUUUUAGUAUUAAAAGAUGGAGAAAUAGUUGAACGAGGAAGACACGCGGAUUUAGUGCUAAAGAAGGAUGGCAUAUAUGCUGGUAUGUGGAAACAACAAUUAGAAAGUAACAAGCUUACAAUAGAGGAAAUCCCACUUGAUGAUAGCGCUAUUCAAAAGGCGCCUCCAAAUCAGCCUAAAGAAUUUGAUGUUGCCAGAAAUGACGACGGAUUAAAAUGAGAAAAGAAAACAUAUUCCAACAGAUGCUUAAUCUUGCGGAUUGCUGUGAUUAUCUCAACAAUGUACUUAGAUAUUUUAAUAAUACUUACCGAUGUUUUUUAAUAGCAGUUGCAAAUAUACAUCAACUCAA